AUGGCCAUGACAGACAGCCACCACAGAUUCGAGUUUCAGAGACUUCACGGCAUGGGAGAAGAAGUUCACGAGGUGGCUAGAAAAAAAUUUGGAUACCAUUGCAGAAUCUAUGCUCCGGUGGGUGCCCGCGAAGACCUUCUUGCUUAUCUCGUGCGGAGAAUUCUGGAGAAUGGGGCAAAUAGUUCUUUCCUGAAUCAACUGGUGGACACGGACAUUCCGGUGGGAGAAGUCGCUUCAGACCCAAUCGAGAAGGUUCGAGAACUGAGGCAUUCAAUACCAAAUCCGUCGGUACGGAAGCCAAGCAAUAUCUUUGGCGAUUCAAGAACAAAUUCCAAAGGCAUCGAUCUAGCGGAUGUCAAUGCAAUGAAAGCGCUGUACGGAGAGAUGGAGCAAUACCGAAACAGCGAAUGGCAUGCUGGUCGGUCCGAUUUGGUUUCUGAUCCAAACAACCCGACGGAAGUCAUAUGUAAUCCUGACACACCCACGAAUCCAAGUAGGCACGGUUGUUCAAACUGA
This is a messenger RNA of Geodia barretti, 516 nucleotides long. NCBI's taxonomy places the organism in Eukaryota, Metazoa, Porifera, Demospongiae, Tetractinellida, Geodiidae. The record is from the annotation of a GenBank genome assembly.